This is a messenger RNA of Heteronotia binoei (common prickly gecko), 2331 nucleotides long. It is a transcript of the gene C8B, whose product is annotated as complement C8 beta chain. Gene Ontology annotation, molecular function: protein binding. Gene Ontology annotation, biological process: immune response. The transcript is spliced from 12 exons. The record is from RefSeq and is a predicted model, not a curated record. Gene Ontology annotation, cellular component: membrane attack complex. Bases 136 to 1908 code for a protein of 590 amino acids. NCBI's taxonomy places the organism in Eukaryota, Metazoa, Chordata, Lepidosauria, Squamata, Gekkonidae.
UUGUUAAGUUUACCAGGCAGUGCUGUUAUCUUCUGUUUGUCCAAGGGAAAGGCUGACAGUAAAUCCAUUUGCCUUCCAGGCUGUAGCAAACUGAACUGGACUGUGACUGUAUAUUCCCUGCAGUGUUUUACAGUCAUGACUCUAGCAUCUAUAUCAUUCUUUUUGUGCCUGUUGAGAAUUUUCCUCAUCUGUGCUAUCUUAGGCUUUCUAAAUUUGCAUUGCUCCAGUGGAGAAAAGGAAAUUUCCUUUCACCUAAAUGAAAUUGAUGGCAAUGCGACCAGAAGCAGAUGGCAUCGAUCUCCAAACAACAUGCCACAGCCGAUUGAUUGUAUCAUUUCUAGCUGGUCCUCAUGGAGCAUGUGUGACCCUUGCCAGAAAAAAAGGUAUAGAUUCGCCUAUGUGGAACAGCCUUCUCAGUUUGGCGGUGACUCAUGUGAUUACUCAGACAAAGAAACCGAAGACUGUGUUCCAGACAGCCCUUGCAGAAAUACCAUUAGAUGUGAAGGCUUUCUAUGUGGUACAGGAAGAUGCAUCGAUCCGAUACUGCGUUGCGAUGGAGAAGAUGGCUGUGGAGAUUACUCAGAUGAAAUAAAUUGUAAGAAAGCAUAUAAUAGGUGCAACCGAGAGGCAGAACAAUACUGGGGCAUCCAAAUGCUAGCCAAUGGAUUAAAUAUCUUCACAAAUAAUCUGGAAGGAUUGGUUUUGGAUAAUAGUUAUUAUGGACCAUCAUGCGUUAUACAGUAUAUUGCGAACAUCAGAUUUAGAAAACCCUACAAUGUAGAAAGCUAUUCAGCAGAGACCAAAGGAACAUUUCGUUUUAAAUUUGCUGAGCAUGAAUCUUAUUCAAGUUUUGAAGAACAUGUAUCUGAAAGAAAAGCAAUGCAAGAAAGCUCCAGCUGUGACUUGUUACAACCAUCUGAUUUGGAAGUUAGUUACAGUCAAGAUGAUUACAGGUACAAAAAGUUCAUUCAGCUGAUGAAAAGGUUUUCUUCAAAGUCUAGCAAAUUUAUCCAUGCACAUUCAGAGCUGGAAGUUGCCAAGUAUAGAGUAAAGAAGAUUCAGUACUUGAUGCUUCACUAUGAGUUCUUCCAGAGACUUCUUCGCUUGCCUUUGGAGUAUAGUUAUGGGGAAUAUCGAGAACUCUACAGAGACUAUGGAACACAUUAUAUCACUGAAGCAACCCUUGGUGGCACUUAUGAUUAUACUUUGAUCAUGAAUGGUGAAGAGCUUCAGAAGGCAGGUUACGCUUUAAGUGAUGUUAAGUUCUGCACACAUAAUGGAAUUAAAGUUGGACGAAGUUUUCCAAGUAUUUCUUUAACCGGAGACUUAUCAUUUAAAAUCUGUGAUGCCAUUUUUAAAGAAAUUGGAGAUAGCAAGGCUAAAAGGAAAUUUGUAGAGGACUUUGUAGCCCUUGUUCGCGGAGGUGCAAGUGAAUAUGUUACAGCCCUUGCUUCCAAAGACCUGCCAACAUCAAGAGUGAUGAGAGAAUGGGGAGAAGCUGUUGAGUACAACCCUGAAAUACUCCGGAUGAAGGUAGAGCCACUUUCUGAAUUAGUGACUGCAACCAGCUUUGUAAAUGCAACUACUUUGAAAGAGAAUAUGAGGAGAGCCCUAGAGGAGUUCCAACAGGAAACCAGUAGCUGUCGUUGUUCUCCAUGCCAGGGUAAUGGGACCCCCAUAUUGAAAGGGACUUGCUGUGAAUGUCUGUGUCCCUUGGGACAUCAAGGUGUUGCCUGUGAGAUCACACAAAGGACAGAUGUUGCUGUAGAUGGGAGAUGGAGUUGUUGGUCCAGCUGGUCAGCAUGCUCUGGAGGAGAGCGGAGACGUAGUCGGGAAUGUAACAAUCCUAGUGCACAAAAUGGUGGCAAGCCCUGCUCAGGUCCAAAUACUGAAACUGUUAAUUGUUAAUGGGCAAAACACUUCUUAGGAAAAGAAACAAAUGGAUGCUUACUAUGUCCUAAUAAUGUAAUUGAAUAAUAUUAUACAGGCAAUGGAUUUUUAUACAAUCAUCACAUUGUAAUAAAUGAGGAAGCCCAUAUGCAUCAGAGCUCUGUGUUUCUAUGUGAGCUAACAUGAGCCUCUGGUUAAGGUGUGGAUCUAAUGGCAGCUAUAAUCAGUCUAUAUGAAUUCAGAAAAUCCGCCAAAUGUCUUCCACUGAUAGCAUUUUGCAUUCUAUCCUCUAAUUAAAGAUGAUAAUGUGCAGUUCUAGCAAUAGAAAAUAUACUCCUUUCCAUAUGGUUAAUUUAAAAAAAAAAGUCUAGUAUAUAAUUUGGCUGUUGUAUGACUUAGUAAAUUGUAUGUAAUGCCUAAAAUAAACAUUUUUAAUAGUUA